CGGAGUGGGGCUCUGUUUGCUCUCAAUCUGCUGCUGCCCUGUGCCCUCCAUCCCUCUUGCUUAGACGGGCUGACACUGAGCGGGAGUUAUCCGACGAGGACUGAGGAGGAUGGCGAAGCAGAUCCGCUACCGAUGAAGGAAGUCGGAUSUAGACGCUGAGCCAGAGGAGAGCCCUGGCAGCAGCAGCAGCAGCAGUAGCAGCAACAGCAGAAGGGCUGUAGAUGCUCUCUCCUCAGGUGCGGCUCCAGCCCAGGCUUCUGCUGGAGAGCCGGGUGAAAGAGGGGACAGCUCCUGCUCUGACUCUGACAACCUUAUAGACUCUAGUUCCAGUGAGGAGGAGGAGGACAAAGUAGAAGAAGCAGACCCAGCCAUGUUCUCCUCCAAAUUUCUCAGUGGGGCGAAUCCCCUGAAUGCUAUGUCUUCUGCUGUGAAUAAGUUUGGCUUGUUCGGAGAUGAUGGGGAAGGGGAUAAAAAGUCACCUCCUCAACAGGGGAGGAAAGCGUCAGGAGAACCACAACCCGGACCUGGCMCUGGAAAGAACACGCAACAAGAACAGGCACCCCAAAAAUCCAACCAGGGUCCCCUUAUGCAAAAAKCCCAGCCUCUCCCUAAACAGGGAUCACCACAGCAACGUGGCAAUGGACAGACAGCUCCACCAACAAACAAACCUGCAGGASAACAAACUAAAGAUCCACCCCAGCAGAGUUCACCAAAGCCUGGAGUUCAACAUCAGGUUCCAGCAAAGGAUGGAGCACAACCGGUAUCUUCAAAACAGGUUCCACCCAAGUUGAAAGAACAACAGGACCCUGCUAAGGGUAGUGUACAAAAUCAAGAACUUUUAAAGGCUGGGGUACAGGGUCCCACAAAGACUGGGCCAGAGAUUGUAAGCCAACAACAGCAGUCAUCACCAAAAACUAGACAACAACAGCACUCACCUAAGGUAGGACAACAGCAGAAAGGGGGCAAAAAUCAGAUAUCCGAUAAACACCAAGACAUUAAGUGCCCAGGCACACCUGAAAUGACACCUGUUGGAUCUCCGUCAUUGGGAGCAACAAAAGCCAAACCUCAGUCAAAAGCAGUUUCUAAACCUCUUUGCCCAGUGUGCAACACAACAGAACUUAAUAUCCAUACCAAGGAAUCACCUAACUACAAAACCUGCACACAGUGUAAAACUGAGGUGUGCAGCUUAUGUGGCUUCAGUCCUCCAGAYACUGAUGGGCAUGAGUGGCUUUGCCUAAACUGCCAAAUACAAAGAGCUCAAGGAACUUCAGAGCCACCAGGACCUCCUAAAAAAAGGCYGUCUGCUCCUCAAAACCAGAAAKYACCACCUGGUGAACCUACAAGAAAGGACAUUUCAGCACCAGGUUCAUCACCGAAACUACAGUCUAAACCAACAAAAGUGCCAGCCAGCGAUGAACCUCCAAAAGGACCAGAAAAUCCGAAACAAGGUGCCAGUUUAGGUCAAGCUCAGAGAAUGACACCAGAAACUCAGCGAGCAUCAGGAUCGCCAAAAAUGCAUCGGAGUGGUCAACCUGGCCAAACGCAAGGCAGGGUCUCUCCAGCUCCACAGCAGGCAUCUGGAGGUUUAUUUGGCUUUAGUAGUGGUGCUAAAAGUGAAUCUGCAAAACCAGAUGAGUCCGUAACUGGGAAGAUGUUUGGUUUUGGUUCCUCUCUUUUUAGUUCUGCAUCUACCUUAAUUGGCUCAGCUGUUCAGGAUGAACCCAAAAUCACACCACCAGUUUCUCCCAAAAUGCAGCUCACAAAGGACAGUAAGGCAGCUUCUGGCCAAAAGUUAGAACUAGAAAAAAAGCAGCAGCAACCUCAGUCAGCAGCGCAGAAAGCAGGAAAAUCCUCUGCGGAGGGUCCAAAGGCAGCAACAGCCUCCCUCAAUCCUAUCGACAAGGGCCAAUCCAUUUGUCCGAUUUGUAAGAUGGUGCUUAAUGUUGGCUCAAAGGAUCCUCCCAACUUCAACAGCUGCACAGAAUGCAAAAGCACUGUCUGCAAUCAGUGUGGAUUCAACCCCAUGCCAAAUGUAAAAAAGGAAAAGGAGUGGCUUUGUCUGAAUUGCCAGGUGAAACGAGCUGCUGCAGGAACUGAACCACAGAAAGAAACGCUCUUGGCCGAUUCAUUUAAAAAGACAACUGCAACAUCACCUGGACCUGAAAGGACUUCUGCUCCUGGUUCUCCUCAGAAAAAAGAAUCAACAGUAGCUGUAAAACAAGUCAAGACUGAAGGACCAGUAAGCCAAAGGCAAGCUGGCCAACCUCCUGGACAAAAGAUGCCUCAGCAGAGCCAAAGGAUAGAUCCUCAGAAACAAACCGGCCAGACCAUCAAGCCUCCACAAAAAACUGGAAAUGCCACAACGCAAGAGUCUGGUGGCCUCUUUGGUUUUGGUGCUCCUAAAAGUCAAAGUGAUGCAGCAAAACCUGCGGAAUCAGUGACUGGGAAAAUGUUUGGUUUUGGUACCUCUAUCUUUAGCUCGGCUUCAACUUUGAUUACUUCAGCUGUCCAAGAUGAUCCCAAACCUACAACACCUGUUUCUCCAAAGUUGUCCCCUGCAAAGGAUCCCAAAUCUCUCACAGUCAAAAAGCAAGAGCAGGAGAAAAAGUCACAGCAGGUACAGCAAACCCCGGGUCCCACACCAGUGCAGCCAAAAGCAGAUAAACCUCCUUCAGAACUGCCAAAGAAAGAAUCAGCCUCACCACUUAUUUCCAGAAUAUCUGAUUCCAACUGUCCUCUCUGUAAAGUAAAACUGAAUGUGGGCACCAAGGACCCUCCAAACUAUAGUACCUGCACAGAGUGCAGAAUCGUCGUCUGUAACCAAUGUGGAUUUAAUCCCACACCAAAUGUAAAGGAGAUCAAAGAGUGGUUAUGUCUCAACUGCCAGGUGCAAAGAGCACUUGGAGCAUCUGAGCCUCCAGGAACACCUGUGAUGAAAUUACGAACCUCUCCAAACAACACACCUGCAUCUGCUGAUGCUAUGAGGAAAGAAACACCCUUACAAGAGAAAGAAAUUUCAGUACCUGCUAAUUCUAAGGAAUUAGGCUCCCCACAGCACAAAUCACAAAAAUCAGUUGAGCAAUCAGCAAAGGCCGAAGUCAAGAAAGGACCCGAAUUAAGAAAACGGGUCACACCAGAAGCCAGUCAAAAAAUUCUGGAACAAGACCAAAAGACAGGUUACAAUAAGCCAUCAGACCAGACAAGUCAAACAGAACAAAAAAAGAGUGGUAUUACAUCAACAAAAGAGGAAGAUGGGAGGUCCUUAAAAUCUGGUGGUUCCAAACCUCAACCAGAAGCUGGAAAACCUACUGAGUCACUUGGAGGAAAAAUGUUUGGCUUUGGUUCUUCAAUGUUGAGUUCUGCUUCAAAUUUUAUAACCUCUGCAGUACAAGAUGAAUCAAAAACACCACCAGUUUCUCCCAAACUUCCAGCAGCCAAGGGAACCAAAUCAAUUCCAGUUCAGAAAUAUGACUCAGAGAAGAAACCAGAGCAAGUUCAGCAAACUAGUCACUCUCCAUUGCUGCAAGCCAAAGUAAAUAAAGAUGUAAUAUCUUCAGAUAGUCAAAAGACUGRCCACUCUACCUGUCCUCUAUGUAAGACUGAACUCAAUAUUGCUUCCAAAGAUCCUCCCAACUACAAAAAAUGCACAGAAUGCAAGACCACUGUGUGCAACCAGUGUGGAUUUAACCCAAUGCCAAAUGUGUCAGAGGUCAAAGAAUGGCUAUGUUUGAACUGCCAGAUGCAAAGAGCUCUCAGUGCCUCUGAUGUCAGUGGACCUUCCAUAAAACCAGAGACUGAAACAAACAAAGGUUCAUCGUUAACGGUACGUCAGAAAAUCCCACUUCCUAAACAAGAGGAAAGUCUAAAGAAGGAAUUGUCUGACAAAAAGAUAGAAGCCCCACUACCUGAUCCAUCUAAACAGGAGAGGAGCUCCACAACUGCUUCUCCUCAUAGAACACAACAUGCAGUUGUACCACCUGCUGCUAAAGAAACAGAAGCGAAAAUACAGCCCAGCCCAAGCACUGGUCAAUCUCCUCCAACUGUCCAAAGAGUAACAAGUACCCAGAGACAGACUGUCCAGAAAAGUGAGUGUGACCCAAAAUACAUGAAGGUGAAACCAGAUGUUCAAGAGGAAUCAGAAAGAACAACUCUCUCAAAAGAUACUAAAACAGUAUCUGAGGCCUCAAAAACAACCGAAUCCUUGGGUGGAAAGAUGUUUGGAUUUGGUUCAUCUAUUUUCAGCUCGGCAUCAAAUCUGAUAUCGGCUGCUGAAUCACGAACUACACCACCUGGCUCUCGUAAGAUGUCUGCACCACCCCAACUCUCUGGCAAAAUGUCUGUCUCACCAAAGAUUUCACCAAAAAGUACACCUACAGUUUCUCCCAAAAUGUCACCAGCUAGAGAGCCAAAGGUUCUUUCUGCGAGACCAGGGGAACCGCAGCUGAAGAAAGAAGACAAAGCUCUAUCACAGCCACAUGUAGGAACAGUCUCUCCAAGAUGUUCAGAUGGAGGGCCAAUCUGUCCACUGUGUAAGGGUGAGAUGAACAUCGGCUCUAAGCAGACUCCAAAUUACAAUACCUGCACUGAAUGCAAGACCACAGUUUGUAACCAAUGUGGAUUUAACCCCAUGCCCAUGGGUGAGGUAAAAGAGUGGCUGUGUCUCACAUGUCAGGUGAAGAGAGCAGUUGGACCAUCUGAACCUCCAGGCCCUCCUGCUUUAAAGUCCCAAACCUCACCCAGUAAAUUUCCUCCACCCACUGAUGUUCAGAUGAAAGAUGCCUCCAAACUCACUUCUUCUCCAAAAAAGGAUGGUCUCGAUGUUGUGGAGMAAUCUAGAGAACCUUCAGGGAGAGUUUCACCACAGAGAAAACAGUCAGUGCCAUUAAGCAAACCUCCAUCUUGUGAUGCUCCUCUAAAACAAGUUAGCCCAGCACAAGAUCAGAAAGCACCUCAAGAAAAACUAAAAGCCGAAGAAAAGAAACCAUCAGAUCUGGCAAACCAACAUGAACGCAGACGGAGUAGCACUACUCCAGCAAAACAGCAAGAGUCCGGAGGCUUCUUUGGCUUUGUUGAAUCGAAACCUCAGUCAGAAGGAGCAAAGGCUGCCGAGUCAGUGGGUGGGAAGAUGUUAGGCUUCAGUUCAUCCAUAUUUAGUUCUGCUUCUACCUCAUUAACCUCAGCGUUGAAGGACCAGCUCAAUACAACACCACCAGUUUCUCCCAAGAUGUCUCCUUCAAAAGAGGCAAAAUCACCUACAGCUCCAAAAGUAGAACAGGAGAAAAAGUCACAACAGCAACAGCAGUCAGAGGAUCAGUCAACUGCAGAACCAAAAUCAAAUGAGAUCAAGCCUUCUGCUUCCCAAAAGCUUGAGCAGCAGAAGAAAGCAGAGACAUCCUUGCAGUCAAAGACCCUUCCAUCAGUACAGGUUAAAGUGGAGAAAACCUCAUCAGAGGUUUUGAAAUCUGAAGCAGGUACCCAUGCAAGUGUCAAACUAGAACACUCCACCUGUCCACUGUGUAAGAUCAAACUCAACAUAGGCUCCAAGGAUCCACCCAAUUAUAAUGCAUGCACACAGUGCAAGAACACAGUGUGUAACCAGUGUGGAUUUCAACCAAUGCCAAGCAAAACUGCGGUUGAGUGGUUGUGUCUCACCUGUCAGAUGGAACGAGCCCUGGAAGUGACAGAGCCUCCAGGAGUUACUUCUCUCAAGCCUCAGGCAAAAUCCCAAGCAGGCAUCACCAGCCCAGCUGAGCCUGAAAAGAAAGUCUCCUCCGCACCACAGUCACCUCAGAGGAAAUUAUCUUCACCAGCACAGCCCCCUGAGACAGCUGACAAGCAAGUGGUUAAUAAACAGGCUAGCCCAGUUCCUUCUAAGAAAACCCUACAAGAACAGCAGAAAACAUCAGGCCCAAGCAAAUCACCAGACCAGACAAGGCAAGCUGAACAGAAGCAGAGCAAUGUGACGGGGGUGCCACAGAAAGAUUCAGGUAGCUUCUUUGGAUUAGGCAAGGGUAAAACUCAGCCUAAUGUGGACAAACCAGUGGAGUCUGUCUCUGGAAAAAUGCUUGGCUUUGGUUCAUCCAUUUUCAGCUCUGCAUCUACCUUAAUCACUUCAGCUGUUCAAGAUCAACCUAAGACCACUCCACCAGUAUCUCCCAAGUUAUCCCCUGCAAAAGAAGUCAAAUCCCAUGCUGCCCAAAAGAAGGAGCAGCCAGAACCUCAGCAGCCUAAGGCACCUGCUUUGGUGCAAGUCAAAGAUGACAAGGCUCAGCCAGAAACUUCUAAGACUAUAGAAGCUUCCAAAGGUGCCAUCAAACUAAACACUAGCUGUGUGCUCUGUAAGGCUGAACUUAACAUGGGGUCCAAGGAUCCACCUAACUACAAUACCUGCACCGAAUGCAAAAACACAGUUUGUAAUCAGUGUGGAUUUGACCCCAUGCCAAACCAGUUAGAGGUGAAAGAAUGGUUGUGUUUGACUUGCCAAAUGCAAAGAGCUCUGGCAGCAGCCGACUCCGUACAGCCUCCUCUGAAGAAAGUUCAGGGAUCACCGAGCCAAGUUUCCUCACCUGGUACUGUCAAAAAAGAUGUGACCAAUGAAAGGAAACACAGUAUUCCUAAAGAAGGAACUGAAGUUAUUGACAAAACACAAGGUGCGCCUCAAAAGAAAGACAUAUUGCAAACGUCUGCCUCAUUGGCAUCAAAAGAUAAAACAGCUUCAGCCUCAGGUCUAGCAAAAGAUGAGAAAACCAAUUUACUUUCUACUGAGGGUACUCUAAAGUAUUUGGUUCCUCAAAGUGAAGAGGUAGGGACUGUUGUUUCUGAUGUCAAACAACCAAUGCCUACACAAGGUCCUCCUAUUGCCACAGACAAGAAGACAACUCCACUACCUCAAGACACAUUCGAAAAUGAGGAGAAAUUUGAAACUAUAAAGACAUCAGCUGGACAACUUUUCAAAUCCAUGGAGGACGUAAAACAAUACCAAGCCAAAGAACCUCAAAGAAAAGGUUCAGUAGUAGAGGUCAAAGAAGAUGAUGAGCAGAAAACGCAUGUCAAAAAGAUACCAGACAAACCUCAGGAGCUUAAAGUUAAUCCAACAGGGCAGAAAGAAGAUGGUAAAGGCCAGAUGGAAUUGACAAAACAGGCUCAAGUUGCUUGUCCACUCUGCAAAGUGGAGCUCACCAUUGACUCCAAGAAUCCUCCCAACUUCAACACCUGCACUGACUGCAAAGCCAUGGUUUGCAACAAAUGUGGAUUUAGUCCAAUGCCAAAUAUCUCUAAGGCAAAGGAAUGGUUGUGUCUCAACUGUCAGAUGCAGAGAGCUCUUGGAGCUUCUGAACCCCCAGGCCUCCCAAUGAUGAAAACACAACCUUCACCAAGCAAAGAUAUCCCUGCCCAUAAACAGAAGAAAGAAAUCCCAACUGCUAAUAUUUCCAAGCAAGAGAUUUCUGAGCCAGUCACUGACCCUGCUAACAUUAUUAUGGCCAGAGAAACAGAACUCCUUCCUGUUAGUGAACCAACAAAGGAGGUCUCUUGUGCAUCUGCUUCAGUCCCUGAUGAAAGUGGUCCACCAACUGUCACAAAUGUAGAUGUUUUACCAGCCUCACAAAAGCCAUGUUCAGAUGUGCCGAAAGUACAACCGGACACACCACAGCAACAAACUCAGAAAGUUCCUUCUUCUAAUAAGCCUGCUAUUCCAACAGAUCAAGCAAAAGGUGGUCCACCUACAGACAAACCUACCUCUACACCACAGCAGAAGGGAACAAAACAACCCACAACACAUCCUAAGAAACCUGAGAGCUCUCUUAUGUCUGCAUCGCCAUCAGUUCAGGCUACAAAACCAGAGUCAGGUAGCUUCUUUGGCUUUGGGGGCCCUAAAACACAGCCUACAACAGAAAAACCUGCAGACUCAGUUACUGGAAAGAUGUUUGGCUUUGGCUCAUCUUUCUUAAGUUCUGCAUCCAAUCUGAUUACUUCAGCUGUUCAAGAUGAACCUAAAACUACACCGCCUACUCCUCGUAAGAUGUCCGCCACAGAUAGAGUCUCUCCAAAGCCUACACCACCAGCUUCUCCUAAAACAUUACCAGCAAGGGAUGCUAAGGUAACUUCUGUGCAGAAGACUGAGGACAAGAAUUCUGAGAAACCACAGCAGACUAAAAAUCUUCCAACAGAACCAGCCAAAGUGACAAAAUCACCAUCAGACAACUCUAAAGUACCACUAAACGGGCAAGAUGCUUCUAAGACUGAUCUGUCAGUGUGCCCACUUUGUAAGAUCAAGCUAAAUUUUGACUCCAAAGAUCUUAAAAACUACAACACUUGCACAGAGUGCAAGACUACAGUUUGCAACCAGUGUGGAUUUGAUGCAAUCUCAAAUAUAUCAGAGACAAAGGAAUGGCUUUGUCUAAAUUGCCAGAUGCAGAGGGCAUUGAAAGCCUCGGAGUCAACUGUAGCUCCCGUGGCAAAACAGACACCAAGCGAAAUUCCACGGUCUUCCCCUGUUGUACAGAAGGAAACCGUUACACCAAUCAAGCAUAUCCAAAAAGAUUCCAUGGAAGCUGCAACCCCAUUGCCAACUGCUGCUCCACCUCAGCAGGAUUCUGUCAAAAAGGUGCCAGUGGUUUCAGGUUCUGACCAGCAAAAACCAAAUGAAAAACUACAACAAAUGAAGAUUACUCAAAGCACCAAAUCAGAAGUAAAGAAAGAUGUUGGAAAACAAGACAUUGGGAAAGUACAGCAACAGCCUGCAAAGCUACCCACACAGCCAACCAAAAUGGCUCCACCAGUUCAGCCUAUUAAACAAGAAUCUGGGGGCUUCUUUGGAUUUGGUGCACCUAAGGCACCAGUGGCAGCAGCGAAAUCUGCUGAAUCAGUGACUGGGAAGAUGUUUGGCUUUGGCUCAUCUUUUCUUAGUUCUGCAUCUACACUAAUUCAAUCAGCUGUUCAGGAUGAACAUAAAACUACACCACCUACUCCAAGGAAGAUGUCCACUACUGUUCCUACCUCACCUAAAGUCACACCACCAGUUUCUCCUAAGAUACCCCCUGCCAAAGAUACAAAAAUGCCUGCUACACAGACAUCAGAGCCACUUCAGCAAGACAAGCCUACUCCACCAACUUUGCAAGACAAACCUGCUCCACCACCAAAACAGGACAAGCCUGCUCCACUACCACAACAGGACAAGCCUGCUCCACCACCAAAACAGGACAAGCCCAUGCCACCACUUUCACAGACCAAGCCUACGUCACCACCGUUGCAAGACAAGCCUGCUCCACAACCACAACAGGACAAGCCCAUGCCACCACUUUCACAGACCAAGCCUACUUUACCACCAUUGCAAGACAAGCCUGCUCCACCACCUUUGCAAGACAAGCCUGCUCCUCCACCUCAAAAAGACGAGCCUGCUCUACCACAACAGGACAUGCCUGUUCCACCCCCUCAAAAAGACAAGGCUGCUCCACCCCCUCUAAAAGACAAGCCUGCUCCACCCCCUCUAAAAGACAAGCCUGCUCCACCCCCUCUAAAAGAUAAGCCUGCUCCACCACCUCAACAAGACCAGCCUGCUCCAUCUCCUCCACAGACCAGACCUACUCCAUCACUUCAAGAAAAAAUAGAAGAUUCACCACUGUCCACAGAGGUGAACAAGGUUCUUCCUACACCAAGUGUGUCCACCUGUCCUCUUUGUGAGGCUGAACUGAAUGUGGGAUCAACAGAUAGUCCAAAUUACAACACCUGCACUGAAUGCAAAAACACUGUCUGCAAUUUCUGUGGAUUUAAUCCCAUGCCCCAUACUGCAAAAAAGGAAUGGUUGUGCUUGAGCUGCCAAACUCAAAGAGCUUUGUCAGGACAACUUGGAGAUUCACAACAAAAGUCUCAACCUACAYAUGUGCCUGCCAAACCAGAAAUCCAGGCAACAUCAACUUCUGACAUGGCAGCGUCCAAAACCUCACCCGUCAAAAUUGAGCUCACAACUGAAGUCACGGCACCAAAACCUGUACCUGCCCCUACUGAAGGAGUACAAAUAAUUUCAGCUACAACACCGAAGGAAGAACCUGCCAAGAUAAAAAACUUAGCUCCUGAUCCUUCCAAGGAAAAAGAACUGGAGAGAAAACAGUUAGUCACCUUGACAGAUGUUUCAUCUGUUGCCUCAGAUAAACAGUCUUUUGAAGAUUCCAUUCAAGAACCUGUAGUAGCAAAGCCUGAUGUGUCAAGCACCAAAACGUCUGWCAUGGAAACUGUUAAAGAGGAGAAACUGCAACCAUGGUUACAAGAACAGGAGAAGGCAGUGGAAUCUGGACAAAUAAUAGCAGCUGAUAGCAAGGAACCGGAUGAUAAGAUGAUUGAAAAGAUUAUUGACAUCUCAACUCAAGUUUCACAGCCUCUCCCUACAGCGAGACUGGCCUCAGUUGAAACCAAAGAGGAGUCAGCAGAAAAGAGAAGAGAUCUCYCUCAAACCGAGCAAGCAGCAAAUACACCCAGUUUUGGAAAAGAAGAGUAUGACGAUGAUCAACCCCAGAUUGUACCUGUCCUUCAAGAACAGCCAGAGACGAAGAUUUAUGAUACAGCGAAGAAUGAUUCAAGUACAGAUCACUCUAUGCCAGAAAAAGAGGAAGUUAAACCAGAGAGAAGGCGUUUAAGUUUCCAACCAAUGGAGAGCAGUGAAAGUGAAGUUACGCCAUCACCUAAAAUUGGAAGGAGGACCUUAAAGGUUAGCACCGUUUCAUCUAGCAGUGAGGACAAAACUGAAGGUGCUGAUUCUUCCAUAGAAGAUGAUGAGUUCAUCCGCAAUCAGAUUUUGGGUAUGGGAGAUGAGAAAGACAUGUCCAUAUCRGAAGAUGAGAAAGAAAGUAACUUAGAAAAUGUGGAAACUUUCCAGARUAAUACACUUGACAACGCUUCUAUCAAAGACACAUCUGUAUUGAACAWGGGUGAAUCAGAUAUUAMUACCCAGACUGAAUUACCCAUUAAAAAKGAUGCUGCAAUUUCUCAACAUAUUCCCGAAUCAUUUCCAAAGACUCAUUUUAAGAAAGCUAUUCCUGUAUUGAGGCAGAGGCAAAGCACUGAUGAAGAAAUAGAGAGCAUCACUGAAUCCUUGUCAAAGGGUUCAUCCAGUAUUCAAGCAUCAAGCGUGACUCCAGGGUCUUCACCUACAUCAGUUUCAUCUUUGGAAGAGGACAGUGAUAGCAGUCCAAGCCACAAGAAAGGUAGUGGGCAAAGACACCAUCGGAAAAGUAGACAGAGGCACCCCACUCAGUCUCUUCCUACUAUUGAAAACUCCUCUGAUGAAGAAAAGACAAAGACRCAUGACAAACCACUGUCUUCACCCAGUGAUGUGUCCUCUACAGAAGAUUUAAGGCAGGUCACUGUCAUCAACAAAGGCSAUGAAACAUUUGGCUCAGAGUACUCUGCCAGUAAAGAAUYUGAACCAGAUGUUAAGAGAGCUGUACAAAGAGGAYGUAAACCUUCACCAACAGUAAUACCUUACACCCCUUCUGAUCAAUUUGAAGAAAAAGACACAACAGCAAAAUCAUUAAAGAGUGCUGAAGAAGCAUAUGAGGAAAUUAUUCAGAAAACAAAAACUAUUCCAGGAGAAAGUCCCCCUGAUAUUGAACCCCUUUAUGGAGGACUGGCAAUAGAGGACUAUCUUUAUGAAUCUUUAGUAGAGGAACCAGAAAUUAAAAUAAGUGAAACUCAAGAAGAACCUGAAUUUGACACUGCGUCUCAAUCUCUUAAAAAGCUCAGGUCCCCUGAAGAAGUUUAUGAGGAGAUGAUGCAAAAAAAAAGGGAACUGAUGAUGAUAGAGCAAGAAUUUCAACAAGCCUGGACAGCAAUGGAUUCUUCCUCAUUGGAGGCUUUGGUCCAUGAGCUUCCUGCAGAGGCUGAAACUUGUGUGGUGACUAUAUCUGCUGAAGAUGACAUACCYACUGAAGAYACUCAGMUCACUGAACAAAAAGAUACACCUCCCUCAGAUAUUGAUACUUUAAGUGAACUACCAGUAAAGAGAAAAAAACGUCCAGCACCCCCACGCCCAUCUGAGCCCCCUAGGCGCACUGAGGUAACAGUUGUUGCCAGUACUCCCAGUGGAUCCAUAACUUUUGUCAGGCCUAUGGUUCCUCAAAAUMCUGCACUCAGAAAGGCACUGUUUCCAAUACCAGACCUUAAGAUUACUCAGUGCUCAUCUGGUGAAGAAGAGGAUGACAGUCUUGUAGAUGAGUAUGCCAUAGGUAUUUCAUCUGACAUUACCCCCAGUGAUGACUCUGAAACAAAAGAAGAUCAGUCCAUAAGUCCAUCUUUGUCCGAAACCAACGACAUGGAGCCUAUAUGUGUUAUUUGUGAAAUUCCAGAGCCAAAGCCCAUUCCAACUCCAAUAUCAGCCCCAGAACUAACAACUACACCUUCUCCUGUUUCACCAGUUUCACCCCCAACUUCACCAGCUUCUCCAGAUUCUAGUUUGGCCUCAGAUGUGUCAUCAUCAUCUUCAUUUCAGGCUCGAACACCACUUUCAUCUGACUCAACUCCACUGUCCACACCAACCCCUCCAACUUCAAUCAAAGRUCAUUCAGUUGAAGAUACCUUAUUGCCAUUGUCUACCACAUUUGAAGAAGCACCAUCAAGUGAAACAUUAAUUUCUUAUUCUGAUUUAGCCACUGUUGUAGUUACAAUUCCAGAUUUGGUAUCUGAUCCAUCCAAAAUUCAAGCAACACAGASCRUUCAAAGRAAGCCUUCUACAACUAAGACCGCAGCUCCACUCUUGUUUGAGACUUCACCUGCAGUAACUUCUAAGGUCMAAAUGCCAGACUUAGUUUCCACUCCAUCACAAGUACCAAUUAAAGUUCCACCUGUUCUACAAGUUUCAGCACCAAGUCCAGCACCUAUUGUUGUCUCAGCUCAGCCUUUAGCCCAAAUCACAGCUGCACCUAUUGCUACCAYAACUUCAGCUUCAACAAGUGAUCUCUCAUCAUCAKUCUCCGUGGUAUCAUGCCUCGAGCCCGUCAUAGUCCAGAUGCCAGAUUUGGUUUCAACUAAUGCUCCAAUUAUUUUACAAACACCACAACCAAUCUCAGCUGUCAUUACUACCCCAGCUCAAGCUCAAGCGAAAGUAGUACAUUCAGUCCCAGUACAAUCAUCUGUACCAUUAAUGAGAACAGUGGUAGUCCCAGCAAAGGCUCAACCUGAGCAAGGAACUAUAUCAUCUCCAGCAUUAACUACUGUUGUCAAAAAGAAAGUCCCUCCUCCUCCCCCUCCUCGAUCUACAUCAGUUUCAUUACCUGAUACCACCUCUGAGAUGCCCCUUAUAAAGACAGCCAUGUCAUCUGCAUCAGCUAUUGCACCCACAGUCACUGCCCAACCAAUGCAAUCUGUAGUUGUAGAUAUACAGCCAAGAAUGGACAUUGCACAAUUAGGUAAUGCACCUGUUCCUCAAGUAGUGACUCCAACUAGACAAGGACAUGUAGUUAUCAUUGUACCAAGCAUGGAAAAAAUAUCUCUACUUGAACAAACCAAACAGGAUAGAGAUGAUGCAGARUCAAAUGUUGCUUCUCGUGCAUAUGGUAGUCAACAAACUACAAAUGAUACAUGUACAGACACUUCAACUGUGAAAGUGCUUUCAGCUCCACUACUUCAACCUAAACCUACACAUGGAACAAAAGUGGUAUCAAGUGGGGAAGUAACUCCUGUAACAGACCCAACCUCGUCACCUCCACCCCUUUUACCCAAAUCACUUGGAAGCUCUGUUCCCACUUUAGUCACAAGCACUAUAGCAACAGUUGCCCCAGUUUCUGUAACAGUGUCCAGUCCUUGUCAUCUCUCUAAGCCUCCCCCACCCAUACCACCCAAGCCUAUAUCAAUUCCAGCUGGACUAGUUUUUACCCACAAGCCAGGAGAGAAUAUCAGACCUCCUCCUCCUGUGGCACCYAAAGCAGCAACGCUGCCWAGGAUGAAGGAACCUCCAAAAGCCCUGUCUCUUAGCCUUGCAAGACCUUCGGAGUCUAAACUGGGUACAACAUCUCCCAAGUCACCUGUGUCCCCUAGGCAUGCAAAAUGUUUACAGACAUAUGUGGUGAUCACUCUACCAUCCGAGCCUGGCUCUCCAACUGAGACAAUAACAGUUCAAGCACCGGUUAGGCGAAGAUCCAUCCCAUCUUCUGCAGUGUCAGACAUUCAAACAACAGUACCAGAGAAGAAGACACCCACUGAAAUUAUUUCAGCACAGGCYACAGUUAGGAGGGCAUCUGUGCCCACUAUUAAGCAUCCACCUCCGAUUAUUAAAGCAGUCAAUGUGGAAGCAGAGCAAAUAGAAACAUUUGAGGUGGUGACUGGCAAAGUACAAGCAGGGGAAUUCUCUGUGCCCCCUGCAGUGCAACCAAUAUUUUCUGUUGCUGAUGUGAUUACAGUGUCAUCAGAUCAGAAAUCCUGCAUCAUGGCACAUGCUGUAGCACCUACAAUCAAGAAGCCAUAUGUGUCACAACAAGACUCAAUGACUCAACCUCAUGUAACUUCUGAACCAACAUCAGAAUUAKUUCCAAAAURUWAUCUGAUUCUGAGAGAUCAAUCCAUAGCAAAUGAGCAAUCUGGACCAUCUGUGUCUCAGCAUCUAUGUGCAGUUACAGAAGUGGGAACAGUAUUUGCAGCAAGUUUAUCUGAAGAGCCAAUUCUUCAAUCAACCAAACCAAUUGCAACUGUGCAACCAGGGUGUCUUGGGGAAGCUGGUUUUGUGCCAGAGCCAUUGAAACCACAUGUAGAAGUAGUUGUCCAUGGGACACCGCCUGCAGUACACUCUAUAAAUUAUGAUCAGCAAGUUUUAUCUCAAAUAGAUGUGCAAGGUAUAGAGCAYAUGGAACAAGAAAUGGAUAAAUGUGUCACAGAGGCAGUUCUGAUUAGAUCAGCAAUACAAGAUGAGAGUUAUGAAUUUGCAACUGAAGAACCAGAUACAGCGAUUGAAGUUGUUGUUCAUUCUAAAGAUGAAAACAUACCUGGRGUUUUUGAAGAUGCAUUCUCCUUAUCGRAGCUCUCAUCAACUCAACAAACUGAUCAAUCUUUAGAAAAUAUGGUUGCGGUGAGAGACCAGCUAUUCACACACGAGCUAAAUCUUGAUGCUAAAGAAACUACAAAGUUUGAAUACCCCAUAGAAGUUGUCACAACUGACCCUGGUUUUAGGUUGCCUGAGGUUGCUGUAGUAUCUCCUGUACCUCAUCCUCUCACUGUUGCCACUGUUGUGACACCAACAUCUAAAGUGUCUGAGUUAAUGCAACCUACAGUUGCUGAAACUGUCGCUAUUACAAGUAUWGGGUCAACAGUGUCACAUCAWAUGAAAGGAAUUCAACAAGUUUCAACACAGAGAGAUAUUAGAUAUACUCCCCGGCAGAGUGAAAUAAGUGCAGCCACAAUUAUGUCAUAUCCUGUGGCAUCAAUGGAAGAAAUACCAUUGCAAUCUAGACAUGAAAGACAAACAAGAUUCCCACCAAAACAAAAAGAUGAAAUGAUUGGUUACAUGCCUUCAUCGGAGAUACAACACCAUGUACUUGAAGAAUUCCCAGUCAUAACAAAUGAUGAGACUACUUACAGAAGGAGAUCAUCUAUCUCAUCCAUAGUACAACCACCAUACACCACUAGUGAUUCAUUUACUUAUCCUGYAGAGCUUGAAAUGCCUGCUCAGGUAGCUAAAGCAGAGUCACUUGCUGCUGCUAGACAAGAAUCCAUAACCAUGCAACAACCACAGCAGUUUGCACAAAUAAUUACCAUGCCAGCUGAAAAAGACUUUCCAGUGGUUGGCUAUGAAGCUCAAGUAUCUUACAGGAGGGAAUCAAUUCCAUUAUCAGAACAGCAACCAGAAGUCUCGACUCAUCCAUGUGAAUAUGAUAAUUUACUGGACACAAUAACCCAAGAUGUACACACACAUAUAAGCCCAGUAGCCUCUGUACCAGAGAUUCCACCAAGUGUAUCWGUGGCUCCAAUCACCAUCACCAAAAUUCAACAGGAGUCAAUUGAGAGCCAAGAGAUAAGAGGACCAGAAAAGGUGGUCUCCAGUAUGAGUCACAUGUAUUCCUCUUCAAUUUCCACCUCAGGUCAGCCUCCUGAAAGYCUGUCUAGUAGGGUCACCCAAGUGGUCACCACUGAAGUGCAACGGACUACUGUUUCUGUUGUCCAUGAAAGACUUCAACAAGUUCCUCCACAAAGCAUAGCCAUCACUAUACAACCAGACAUAGCGAAAGUCCAACCCCUCCCUAAACAAAAUGGCARGAUUAUUUAUCCUGGUGAUGUUAUUGAUUUACRCACUAUCAGGUCAGGCAUAAAAAUGACAGAGCAAGGCAUGGAUCURACGCCACCCGAGUCUUGCCGACAGUCUGUUUCAAGUGACUCAAGUGGACGUCAUAUUACCGCAGUGCAGCCUGAGAUUGUAAAUCUUAGUGCUGAGCUUAUCCCUGCAACAACACUGUCUGUUGUCACGGACAGCAUCACAAUAGUCACAUGCACAGCAACCAUUGCCUCAUACAAUACCACUCCAGCAGAGAAACCGCUUGAUUUACAYGGUYCUGUUGCAUCACUGCCAUUACCACUCACCACAUCCACAUACAAGCCAUUUGAACCACUUGCACAAAUUGUCUACAAACCUGUAAAGACCCCACCUGUAUUCACUGAUGUAGUAUCUAUGACUCAAGACAUACCCAUGAAUCUUUCCAUUGAAGCUCUUGUCUCCUCUGGAAGAAAACAGUCAUUGACUUCAGCACCAACAAUUAUCAGCAAUGUAGGUCCUAUUAUAUCUCUUGAGGCUACUGGAGCCAUGGACUUGUCAAACUAUAAACCAGUGAGGGCAAUGGUGGCAUUGUCUGAUACAGACCAAGGAGUGGUGACUUCUAUUGUAGAGGAUGAUGGGGUUCCAAUGGACCUUACGGCUGGCAGAAGGAGCAUCUGCUGUGAUGUAAUUUACAAGCUGCCAUUUACYGGAAGCUGCAGAACACAAGCUCCUGUAACAACUCAACCUGACAACCAUGCUGGCUUCAAAGAUCAUGCAGGACUGUAUAGCAUUAAAAGUACUAAUGGGAUAAAAGCAUCAUUAUCUGAGACUAAUCUAACAAGCACAGGACUGUCCUUCUAUGAUCUCAAAAAUGACUACUUCAGCGGCUCUUCUGACACAGCUGUCGACCUAACUGCUGCUAAGCUUUCAGCUGGCGAGGCACGAGACUUCACAAGCAAAGCAACCAGUGUCUACUCAGCGAUGAUUACUUCRCCAUACUCCCAGGUUCCUGCUGCUGGGUUUGGUGUAAAUAGUGCUUUAAGAACCUCAGAUGGAAUAGUUUAUUCCUCUGUUGCAGCACCAGUUCCAUCCACAUAUGCAAUUACAACUCAACCAGGUUCCAUCUUCAGCACUACUUUUACCCCUAUAUCAACUGUGCAGGAUCAGUCCUUACUGCAUUCCUAUGGAUUUGUUCCAACAGAGCCAGGGCAGCUUGUUCCCUUUGAGGCAGAGCUAUCUAAAGAGUUCUUCCCUACAGCCUUGGCUGACAUAAUAACUGGCUACCCCGAAAUGUACUCAGAUACCACCCUGGAAGCAAUUGCUGCUUCUUUAGAUGCACUAGCUUCUUCACCAAUAUUUCCUGGCUUAGACAACACCAAAAUGGCCCAGUAUCAGAUGGAGAGGGAGUUUCUAGAGUUAGAGAAGCUUAAGCAGCUAUGUCUUGCUGAGGAGCUGGAAUGGGAAAGACAAGAAAUCCAGCGUUACAGAGAACAGGAGCAACUUAUGGUGCAAAGAGAACUUGAAGAACUUCAAGCACUGAAACAGCAGCUUCUUCUUCAGCAAGAAGAGGAACAUCAUGCACACAUGGUGGCCCAACAGGAGACCUAUGCUCAACAGAAAGAACAGUUGCAGCAAAUCCAACAACUCCAACUCCAACUCCAGAGGCAACUUGAUGAGCACUACAGCAGCACUGGUAUGACAGGAAACCUUUUAGAAGCUAAAUAUGCAGGAGUAGGGGACAGUGGUCAGUACUGGCCUGUAAAAGAUGAGUCUACGUUUCCAUCUACAUUAACACAAACAGAACAACACCAUGAGCAGCUUAACAUAGUAAAACUUCCAGCUGACCAGGAUAUAGGGAAAAAAAUCCUCGACAGCGGUGUACAAACAGAUGAUGAAGACUCUGCAGAAAAGCAGCAAAUGGGAAGAAAAAAGAAAACAAAGAGAAACAUUGAUAGCUCAGCUCAGUCUGAUGAUGACGAUCAAGAUGAGUGGGAUGCCCCCACCAAAGUUCGACGUCGUUCUCGAAAGCAUAGCAGUGAAGGGAAACAUGGCUCCAAGGUGUCUAGCAUUGCCAUCCAGACAGUAGCAGAAAUUUCUGUGCAGACUGACCACUCUGGAACCAUCAAGAAACCCAGUGUCCAAAUGGACACUAAGGUAGAAAUCAUUAAGCACAUAUCAGCUCCAGAAAACUUUCACAGAGGUGGCAGUCUGAGCUGUCAGACAGACACAGACAGAAGGAACUCACCUGUUGAGGUUGGAUAUAGCACACAACUAACAGCAGAUGUCCCCUCUAAAGCUAAAGUUCUCUACAGCCAAGUCUCUCCAUUAUCUCCAGAAAAGUCCUAUGGAGGACAAAGAAUGCUAACUGCUGACCCAACUAGAUUUUCCUCUGGCCCUCGGAGUUUAAAAGCUGGCCAGAAGUCUCUGUCAGAUCCUAAAUCUCUUAGUCCUUCAACAGAAGACAGAAUUGGAGGAUACUAUACAGAAGGCUAUUCUGUCAGAGGUUCUUCUUCUAGCAGUGGUAAGAAAGUAAAGCGUACCCUACCAGACCCUCCUCCUGAGGAUGACACGUUGGCKGGAAGAUCUGGAUAUAGCACAAACUCUGCUCGUCGCCGUCUUGCUCGCAGCACAACAAUGGCCCGAGCAAAGAUUCUGCAAGAUAUAGACAAGGAACUUGAUCUGGUGGAGAGGGAAUCCUCUAAACUACGCAAGAAACAAGCUGAGCUUGAUGAAGAGGAAAAGGAGAUUGAUGCCAAGUUGCGGUAUCUGGAGAUGGGUAUAAACCGUCGAAAGGAGGCCUUGUUAAAGGAAAGAGAAAAGAGAGAAAGGGCAUAUCUCCAGGGGGUGGCGGAGGAAAGAGACUACAUGUCAGACAGUGAGGUUGGCAACAUAAGAGAAACUCGGGGGGAAGGCCUGGAGAGACCACGGACCGCUCCUCAGUCAGAAUUUGAUCAAUUCAUCCCCCCCCAAACUGAGGCUGAUUCUCAAUACAACACCCUUACAAGUCCCUAUUCUCAAUAUGGUCAGUACGUUCCUCAGACCCAAACCACAAGCCAUUACACCCAGCAGAAUUUGUAUCAGCAGCAGUCGCUAUACCAUCAACAGGUGUCUCCUUACCAAACACUAACGCUCUCCCAUGCUCAAGCUCAGCCAAGCAGCUACCAACAUGCUUUGCUUUUGCAACAAGGAAAGCAGCGUCAAACCACCUUGUCUGAGUUAGAGCCCAAAAUUACCACCAACUAUGAGGUGAUACGCAACCAACCUCUGCUCAUUGUUCCAUCUUCUACAGAAAGUGGCUAUGGGGUUGCUCACAUGGGUGGCAAGUAUGGCAACUUAGAUUUGAGGUUAGAGGAAAGAAGUAUGGCCUCUAGUCCCAUGUCAAGUAUUUCUGCUGAUUCCUUCUAUGCUGAUAUUGACCAUCACAAUGCCAGGAACUAUGUGCUUAUAGAGGACAUAGGAGAGCUUACCAAGGCUUCAACAGGACUUGGCAGUUCUGCCAUGGGUUCUGGAUUUAGCCUGCCUGAUAAAGAGCUAUCAAAAGCAGACAGACUACUCAGGGCAGCUGAAGCCAGGCGUACAGCGGAGGUAGCUGAAUUUUUGGGCUCAUCGCGCUAUGGAAAAGGAGAAGAUGACUCUAUGGAGGAACCCUAUGAACUGAAGUUGCUGAAGCAGCAAAUCAAGCAAGAGUUUAGACGGGGAACUGAAGGGUUAGAACAUUUAACAGGCCUUGGUCUUUCCCAGUAUCUCUCAAGUGAUAGCAGUUUUCGCCACUUCCCUAAAGGAGAGAAAUAUAGCAUUGGACGACUCACUCUUGAAAAACAGGCUGCAAAGAAUCUUCCCGCAGCUAUGCUUUACCAGAAACAGAUGAAGAACAAAAAGGCAUUGCUCGACUCAAAGGCCAUCACAAAAUUUUCCCCAAUUCAGGAGAGUAGGGACCUUGAGCCUGAAUUUGGUAGCUACAUGGGAUCUGGAACUUCUUCUGUGUCCAGUCUAGCAGCUAGGGCUAGGUUACUUCAAGAUGAAAUUACAUUUGGGUUAAGGAAAAAUUUGUCUGAGCAGCAAAAAUAUUUGGGGUCUUCUUUAGGAGCCAACCUUUCAGGUUCUCUUAACCUUGGCCAGUCCCUUAGCUUAGGAUCCWCUAUCAGAGGCAACAUUCAGGAGGAUGGCACAUAUCCAAGUGGCACUCGAUCCCGUCCCUCUUCUCGACCCUCUUCCAGACCCUCUUCUAUAUAUGGCUUAGAUCUGUCUAUCAAAAGGGAUCUCUCUAGUUCCUCACUCAGACUAAAGACAGAGGGGGAGGUCCUGGACGCAGCAUUUGCUCCUGGAGUCUCCAGAGCAAAACCUACUAGUUUGCCUAUCAGCCAAAGCCGGGGCCGUAUCCCCAUUGUGGCUCAGAACUCUGAGGAAGAAAGUCCUCUGAGCCCAGUGGGGCAGCCUAUGGGUAUGGCUAGAGCUUCUGCUGGUCCUCUGCCUCCCAUUUCUGCUGACUCUAGGGAUCAAUUUGGGUCUAGCCAUUCCUUGCCAGAAGUACAACAGCAUAUGAGAGAGGAAUCUCGGACACGUGGCUACGAUAGAGAUAUCGCAUUCAUCAUGGAUGAUCUGCAGGGUGCCAUGUCUGACAGUGAAGCCGGAGGCCCAAACUGGAAUAUAGAAGCCUACCACUUGAGGAGAGAGGACACAGAUUGGUUUGAUAAGCCAAGAGAAGGGCAGNCAUUAGAAACUUCUCCUUGUUCAGCCUACCACUUGAGGAGAGAGGACACAGAUUGGUUUGAUAAGCCAAGAGAAGGGCAGCCUCAGAGUGGAUACAUGUCAGACAGGAGACAGAUGAAAUUGGUUCCUUACACYUUCCCUCACACUCGUGUGAAGCUUAAGAGAGACAUGACAGACACCAGCGUCUCAGGCAAUGGACUUGGGGUCCGUGUCGUGGGUGGCAAGGAGAUUCCAGGCAGUCGUGGUGAGAUUGGAACCUACAUUGCUAAGGUUAUUCCUGGAGGCAUGGCGGAACAAACAGGGAAAAUUGUAGAGGGGAUGCAGGUGUUGGAAUGGAAUGGAGUUCCGCUAACAGGGAAGACUUAUGAAGAAGUGCAGUGCAUUAUGGGCAACGCUGGUGCAGAGGCGGAGCUCUGUGUGAGACUUGACCUUAAUAUGCUGUCUGACCCUGAGCACCCACAGGCCCUGGAUCACCAUAUCCAACUCAAGGCUGGAGGUCAGCGAUCUCCUGGUGUGGACCCUAAACAGUUAGCUGCAGAGCUCCAAAAGGUAUCCCAACAGCAAACUCCUGACAUAGCAGGAACAGGGUCUGGGGGCUUCGGAGUCCUGUCUGCAUUGGAACGCUCGGCCCUCCUCCACUCGGGCCCUGGGUCAGCAGCCUCCAGUGGGGUCCCAAGCCCUGGGCAACCGGGAUCCCCUGCCAUCAACAAGAAACAACGUCACAAGCCAACAGAGGUGAUGAAAUCACCUCAUCCCAUUACUGGAGAAAUUCAGCUCCAGAUUAACUAUGACAGGAAUCUGGGAAACUUGAUCGUACAUGUUCUGCAGGCAAGAAACUUGGCCCCCCGAGACAAUGACGGUUACUCUGACCCUUUUGUGAAGGUCUACCUUUUACCAGGAAGAGGCCAAGUCAUGGUUGUCCAGAAUUUAAAGAAAAAGACACUGGAAGUAACAGUGUGGGACUAUGACAGAUCCUCCUCCAAUGACUUUCUUGGAGAAGUUCUGAUUGACUUGUCAAACACAGCUCAGCUGGACAACACUCCCCGCUGGCUGCCUUUGAAAGAGCAGAGUGAAAGCAUCGAACAGAGCAGAAGUCACUAUGCUUCCCAAGCUCCACCAGGGUCUGGGUCAGGACAGGGUCAUGGUCAAGGACAUUUCACAGGUCAGGGUCAUAUCUCAGGAUCUGGACAGGGACAUGGAAUGGGACAAAGUCAAGGACCAGGACAGGGAGAUCUGRGUCAUGAUUCACCUAAGAACUCUGUGAUCAAGAGCAGAAGCCAUGGAAUCUUCCCCGACCCAGCCAAAGACAUGCAAAUGUUACCUUUGGAAAAGUCCCACAGCAGCCCAGGCAGCUCCAAGUCUUCCUCUGAUGGCCAACUGCGCUCGCAUGGCCCAUCCCGAAGUCAAAGCAAGAGUAGUGUCACUCAAGCCCACCUUGAGGAUGCUGGGAUAGCCAUUGCUGCCGCAGAGGCUGCCGUGCAGCAGUCCCGCCUGCAACCAAGACCGGGACACCGACUAGGUGAUGUCUCAGGGUCAGUGGUGCUGUCUGCCCCAAGCCUUGUUGGAGAUGCCUAUGGUGGUAUGGAUSGGGAUGAAGGGGUGGGCAUUGGAGUGGACAGUGCCAUUUUUCAAGUCCCACGAAUUGGUAAGACUAUUCCUAACGGUACMGACAAAAACCAACAAAUCACUCCAGAAAAUGAAGGUGGUAAAACUCAAGUAAUUGGGGAAAUUAAGGUUGCUCUUAAGAAGGAGGUGAAGACGGAGGGAGACCAGCUGGUCCUAGAAAUCCUUCAGUGCAGAAAUAUCACUUAUAAGUUCAAAAGCCCGGACCAUCUGCCAGACCUAUAUGUCAAGUUGUAUGUGGUGAAUGUAGCCACUCAGAAGAGGAUCAUCAAGAAAAAGACCAGAGUUUGUCGACAUGACCGAGAGCCUUCCUUUAAUGAGACCUUCAGAUUCCCCCUCAACCCAACGGGACAUUCAAUACAGCUUUUCUUGGUGUCCAACGGUGGGAAGUUUGUGAAGAAGACUUUGAUAGGAGAAGCCUACAUCUGGCUUGACAAGGUGGACAUGAGGAAGAGAGUGGUCAGCUGGCACAAACUGUUCGUCAGCUCUAACCUGACUAACCCUUGAGUGCAAAACAGUAAUUUGAAAGAAAUAACAAGCAAAAAGGAAGGAAGAAAUCAAAAGAGCAAGAUAACAGAAAUAUUAAAUAAAUGAUGUAGUGAGUUUAUAGAUCUUUAGAUGAAGGGAACUAUGUGACGAUAACAUUGCAUGUCUUGUCAGUCCAACACUGCCAGCGCACGUUUCCCUCUUCUAAUAUCAGUUUUCUUUAGACUUUGCUUGGAUGCAAACAUGCAAAGGCAGUUACUGAUUGAUAUUUCCCUGAAAUAUGGCUUAAAGACAGUUAUGUUUUUGAUAACAUAGUUCAGCUGUAUGAUCCAUAAUAAUAAUUUUGAUAUUGCACAAGAGGACUUCACCAACUAACUUAAGAAAAAGUUUGAAAAUUUUAAUUAAUUAAAAAAAAAUGUAUGCAAUUGUUAUGAAACUUUACAUCAGUGGUGUGGAACGCAUAAUUAUUUUUUAAUGACAGAACUUCUAAUUUAUGUCAGAAAAAAUAUGAGACUGUUGAACUUUUGCUGUGGGAUAAAGAUUAAUUGUACAGCACUUCUAACAUUUCUGUUAUCCCACAUGCAGACCACAGAGCAUAUCAAAGAAUUGUACAGUGUGAUAUAUAUUAAAACCUUAAAAUUAGCAUAUACAGAAUAUAACUAAAUGCAACACAGAGUUAUUCUCUUGUCAGAUUAUAUUAUCAGACAAUAUCAACAAAAGUUCUAGGUUGAGGCAGUGGGUGGCGCACUGACAAUCCAGUAAUCUAAUGUAAAAGCAGUCCUCAUAACAUUUAGGUGAAUAUGGACCUUUGUGAGCUCCAGGUAGGCCAUAUUGUCACACUGAUGCACCUCUGUGUUGAACAGGCCUCAAAUCAUGGGUCAAGUCAACAUCAAUGGAUAAAUUACUAUAACACAAGCAUCAUAUUUAGGGGGGAGACUAGAAGAAAGAAUAGCAUCUUGCACAUGCUGUGUUGAAUGUAACAAAUGUUACAACUGUUCAGAAUGACAGACGUUUACACAUCUGUGUYAUUUGUGCAACAUUUUACUCUUAGUUUGCUGCAGUUUUUUUUUUCCUCUAUGUAGGUAUCUUCAUGUUAUCACUGUUGCUAUGGACAUGUAAAUUUUAGAAGUUGUGUCAAAACCACAAGUAAAUCUAAAAGCUCCGUGUGAUUGCUCGGSUGUCUGUGUGUUAGCAAAGCCCUUCUAUUUUGGCUUUAUCUGGAAAUAAUUUCAAAAUGUAGAUAAAAAAAAAAGUCAAAUGCUCCUCUGUGUCUCUGGCUAUAAAACACACAAAAAAUGUUUUGUCUCAGUGACUCCUGUUAAACACAGUGGACCAGCAUCUUUCACUGCCUGUGAUCAAAUUAUUUUCUCAGGCAUGAUCAGGGUCAGAGGAACACAUAGAGCCAAGUCUCAUUACUCAUGUGUAUGCAGGGGACCCAUGUAUACGUUCUUGUUCAUAUUUUAAUAUUUUGCAACCACAUCAAUAAAAUCAGAAAAGAAGAUAAAGAAAAAAAUGUGAGAAAAAAAAAAUUUAAGAGAAGUACUGUCGGUGUGUUUAAUUGUAAAGCAGGGCUGAUACAACUUUCCAUCAAGAAACACACAAAGAGCAAGAUGUCACUCAUACAUUAAGGUAUAGUGCAGAAGAAA
Messenger RNA from Poecilia reticulata (guppy), 24693 nucleotides. The record is from RefSeq and is a predicted model, not a curated record. NCBI's taxonomy places the organism in Eukaryota, Metazoa, Chordata, Actinopteri, Cyprinodontiformes, Poeciliidae.